This is a messenger RNA of Callithrix jacchus (white-tufted-ear marmoset), 1002 nucleotides long. RefSeq names its product interferon alpha-1/13-like. Gene Ontology annotation, cellular component: extracellular region. Gene Ontology annotation, biological process: defense response. Gene Ontology annotation, molecular function: cytokine receptor binding. The record is from RefSeq and is a predicted model, not a curated record. Lineage: Eukaryota; Metazoa; Chordata; Mammalia; Primates; Cebidae.
AACACUGCUCUAAACUCAUGUAAAGAGCGAAAAGGAAAGAAAAAAACAGAAGUGGAAAGUGGCCCAGAGGCAACAGAAAACGGAAAAUGGCAUGUUCCCUAUUUAAGGUAUCUGGACAAAGCAAGACCUUCAGAGAAAAUAGAGCCCAAGGUUCAGAUUCAUCCAUCUCAGCAAGCCCAGAAGCAUCUGCAAUAUCUAUCAUGGCCUUGCCCUUUCCUUCACUGAUGGCCCUGGUGGUGCUCAGCUGCAAGUUAAGCUGCUAUCUGACCUGUGAUCUGCCUCAGACCCACAGCCUGGAUAACAGGAGGACCAUGAUGCUCCUGGCACAAAUGAGGAGAAUCUUUCCUUUUUCCUGUUGGAAGGAUAGGCAUGACUUUGGAUUUCCCCAGGAGGAGUUUAAUGGCAACCAGUUUCACAAGGCACCAGCCAUCUUUGUCCUCCAUGAGAUGAUCCAGCAGACCUUCAAACUCUUUACCACAGAAGACUCAUCUGCUGCAUGGGAUAAGGACCUCCUAGAUGAAUUCUGCACUGAACUCUACCAGCAGCUAAAUGACUUGGAAGACUGUGUGAUAGAGGAGAGGGUGGGAGAAACUCCCCUGAUGAAUGUGGACUCCAUCUUGGCUGUGAAGAAAUACUUCCGAAGAAUCACUCUCUAUCUGACAGAGAAGAAAUACAGUCCUUGUGCCUGGGAGGUUGUCAGAGUAGAAAUCAUGAGAUCCUUCUCUUUAUCAACAAACUUACAAGAAAGAUUAAGGAGGAAGGAUUAACACCUGGUCCAACAUGAAAACGACUCUAAUUGACUCAUACACCAGCUCACACUUUCAUGAAUUCUGCCAUUUCAAAGACUCUCUCUUCUGCUGUAACUAUGACCAUGCUGAUAAACUGAUUUAUCUAUUUAAAUAUCUAUUUAUUUAUAAGAUUUAAAUUAUUUUUGUUCAUAUAAUGUCAUGUACACCUUUACACUGUGGUUAGUGUAAUGAAACAUGUUCCUUAUAUUUACUC